UCCCAGUGACUUAAUGACAGCGCUGCUGGCUGGCGACCGCCGAUGAGGUCCACCAGCAUGGGUACCGGGGAUUACCUCUGCAUUACGGUGCGCGGUGGCGCGCCCUGGGGCUUCGGUCUGAGGCAGGGCGAUGAGUUACACCAUCCUCUGCUCGUCUGCCAGGUGGACACUAGGGGGCGUGGUGCCCUGGCGGGACUGCGUGAGGGGGACGAGGUGGUGUCCCUGAACGGGGAGCCCUGCGCUGACCUCACCCUCCCGGAGAGCAUCGACCUCAUGGAGUCCUCCGACAGCCUGCAGCUGCUCGUCAAACGGUGCGGCGUUCCCCAGCUCCUUGCCCCGGACUCAGAGAGGGAAGGUUUCGGGGAGGCUGAGCCCGAUGGGGAGGGCCUGGAGAGCACCACGCUGGAGGUCUGGUCCGCUGGAGGGUCCCGGGCCCGCGAGGGGGGGCUGGAGGCCUGCGAGUCGUCCCAGGACGAGGCGUACUACGGGGAGACGGAGAGCGACGGCGAGCCGCGGGCUGCCCGCUCCGCGCUGGAGACUUCCUGCGCCCGCUCCACGCUGGAGACUUCCUGUGCCCGCUCCGCGCUGGAGACUUCCUGUGCCCGCUCCGCGCUGGAGACUUCCUGCGCCCGCUCCGCGCUGGAGACUUCCUGCGCCCGCUCCACGCUGGAGACUUCCUGUGCCCGCUCCGCGCUGGAGACUUCCUGCGCCCGCUCCACGCUGGAGACUUCCUGUGCCCGCUCCACGCUGGAGACUUCCUGCGCCCGCUCCACGCUGGAGACUUCCUGUGCCCGCUCCACGCUGGAGACUUCCUGUGCCCGCUCCGCGCUGGAGACUUCCUGCGCCCGCUCCGCGCUGGAGACUUCCUGCGCCCGCUCCACGCUGGAGACUUCCUGCGCCCGCUCCACGCUGGAGACUUCCUGCGGGGGCGUAACGGCGGGAACGGUGGUCGAGCUGCGGGUCUCUCUCUCCGAGCGCGGCGGCGACGGCGGUGGCGGUGGCGGUGGAACGGUCGCGGUAGUGUCCGCGCAAAGGGAGGGCAGUCCGGACCUGGACUCCGGGGGCUCGAAAGCCGAGCUCCUCGCCGAGGAGCCCCCAAAACAGCGAGGUGACCUGGUGACCCCCUCUUCAUGCUCUGUGGGUCAGGUGGAGCCGACCCUCCAGCACCCUGGCAAGGGCUGGGCGGGGGAGGAGCAGGAGAAAGAGGAGGAGGAGGAAGAGGAGGAGGAGGAGAGGGGGCGUGUCCUGAGUGAUCCUCACACGGAGGAGGGAGGCUCCAGUGCCUGCGUCUCCUUCGAAAUCUCGGCAGAGGGGGCCGAGUCGCAGGAGGAGCGGGACUCGGAGAGCGAGAGGGACCUCGGCAGACCCAGCAAGCACCGGGCGCGGCACGCGAGGCUCAGGCGCAGUGAGAGCCAAUCAGAGAAGCAGGUGAAGGAGGCCAAGUCUAAAUGUAAGCGCAUUGCUCUGCUUCUGACUGACGCCCCGAACCCCACCAACAAAGGGGUGUUGAUGUUCAAGAGGCGCCGACAGAGGGCCAAGAAGUACACGCUCGUGAGCUACGGGACCGGAGAGACCGAGCCCGAGGACGAGGACGAGGACGAGGAGGAAGACUACGAGGAAGCCGAGGACGACCGGGCCGUCGAGCUCACCUUGCUGGCCACCAGCGAGUCGGAGCUCAGCGAGGACUUCUCGGCGAACGCUCCGGGCCGAGGCCACGCUCCGGGGCACGACUGGGACGCCGCGCUGCUGGAGGUGGAGAGGAAGGUGGACGCCCAGGGAGACAUGGAGCAGCUGCCCGGGACGAAGGGCAAGGGGGCGCUGAUGUUCGCCCGCCGCCGGCAGAGAGUGGACGAGAUCGCGGCCGAACACGAGGAGAUGAGGCGGAAGGGGAUCCCCGUCGAGGGGUUGCCCGCGGAGGCCCAGGACGUCGCGGUCCCGAAGUCCCCCCAGGUUGAGGAGCACUCCUACACGAAGGCCUCCGUUCCCCAGCCCAACCAGACCUUCCAGCACCAACAGUACCAAGACCAGCAGCAGCAACAGUACGUCCCGACCCAACAACACCCUCAGGUGAUGAACGGCACGGCCCACCUCCACGCUAACGACUCGUCGAGGUCCCUUGUCCCAAACAGAACCGCUAAACCGUUCGCGGGAGUCCAGAACCGAGUGCCCGCGCCCUUCUCCCCCUCCCGAAGUGUUGCCAGCCAGCCGUUGCCGAGCUACACCGAGAAGUUCCGGGUGGUCCCGCCCCCUGUCCCCGUGAACACACGCCCCCAGGUCUGGUCACCAACGGGGGAGCUGAUCGCCUCUCGAGAUGAGCGCAUCUCCGUGCCGGCCAUUAAGAUACUACCGGACAGCCGAAAACGAGGUGCAGCCAAGUCCACCUUACAUACCAAAGUGUCACCAGACCCACUGUUCUCUAUGAGGGGAGACAGGAGGGCUGGCUUUGAAUCGGGCCCAGAAGAAGACUACCUAAGCCUUGGAGCUGAGGCUUGCAACUUCAUGCAAACCCCGACCGUCAGGUCCAAGGACCCUCCACCGGUUGCUCCGAAGCCAAGCAUCAAUCCAGCUUCUCCACCAUGGGCCACCGGGAACACCACCCAAUCCCCCUCGCACCAACCGCAAACUCAAAGCCCCCUACUUGGUCCUGUUCCUACGGCAAAGCCAACUCAGCCCCAGUCUCCAAGGCAACAUGCAUCAGUAACCCCCUGGACUCCACGUCAGGCACAGUCUCAGCCACCUAUGAACACUUGGACCCCACCCCAAUCUCAGGCCCAUCCUCAGCCACCUAAGAAUGCUUGGACCCCACCCCAGCCUCAGGCACAUCCUCAGCCGCCUAUAACCUCUUGGACCCCGCAGCCCCAGCAUGCGCCCGUGAGUACCGCAGCCACGACUCAAACCCACGCACCCCUUCAUCGGCCAACGAAGUCGUGGAAUCAGCCGGGAGUCCCCGCUCGGUCCGCGGUCUCUCGACCGAUGAACUCCUACCCGCACGCAACCAAGACCCCGCCCGCCGUCCGCGAUGGCUCCGCAGACGAAGGCCUCGAGAGGUCGGCCAUGAGGGGGAGAGGCGCCGAGCUCUUCGCGCGGAGGCAGGCCCGCAUGGAGAAGUUCGUGGUGGACGCCGAGACAGUGCAGGCUAACAAGGUCAAACCCUCAUCUCCAACGCCCUCUUUGCCCGGUUCCUGGAAGUUCUCCUCGAAUGUCCGCGCUCCCCCUCCCCUCUCGUACAACCCCAUUCUGUCCCCCUUCUACCCCCUCGCGGCUAUUAAGCAGCCCCCUCCCACCAGCCCCAAGGCGAAGGCCAAGAGUGCGGCCAAAACCCAGCCACCCCCAAAACACCUCAAUGCUGUGGAUGUGAUGAAGCACCAGCCCUACCAGCUAAACCCCUCCCUCUUUACCUACGAGGCAGGCCCAGAAGGGAAAAGCGCUUCUCCCAAACCUGCCCCGACCCCUGAUUCUAGCUUCACCUACAGCCCUUCCCCUGUCCCCACCCCUUCCCCUGUCCCUGCCCCCACGCUCGCCCGUGGGGUUUCCAAAGUCCAGCCUCCAGGACCGGUAAGUGUUCCGUACCCUUUCGCCCGCCAGCGGCUGUCCCCGGAAUCCCAGCAUUCCCUGUCACCCGCAGUGCAUGAUGGUCUCUUAUACCAAGCUCCUGCCAGCCCUCACGCCCAACCCCCCAGCGCCUACACCCUCCCCAGCUUCUUCCUGCCCCCCAAGGCCGCAUCCAUCACCGGGGUCCCCUCGGCCCCCCGUCCCAAGUUCUCCGCGAAAAAGUCUCUGUUGGCGACCAAGACGUGGAAGCCAGUUGUCAUGGGGCAGUAAUGACUUCUGCUGAACGGGUGGUGCACACUUAGCUUGACGUUGCAAGCGGUGAAGUCACGUGCACAGACACGGUCACCUUUAUGCAUAUGUGUUCUCCAGGAAUUGGUCUUCAAGCUUUGCAGCCUUGGCCAUAACCUUGAUUCAAACAAGAAAUGAAAAAAAAUAACGUUGUAUGAAGAUUAGCAGGAAACACUCUAUUUGUAGCUGACAAUCUUUGUAAAUGCUGACCUAAAAGCUAAUUUGUAACGUGUCAUUGUGUGAGGAUUAGCAUAGUGAAACAAAUUUAGAUCUCUGAAAGCUAUAUCAGAACUAAUUUGAGAUAAGUCAUCAAUGGAUGCCUGGAUAGCCUGUAGUAUUAGCAGUUAGUUUUCGGCAUAUUUCUGCAAGUCUCCCCCAAGUGUGAAUAUGAUUGUAGCACUCGCUUUUCUGUGCAAAAUUAUUGCUUUUAAAUUUAAGAUUAUUUGCUCUUUCUCUACAGUAUUGUCGCCUGAAAAUGCUGAAAUACAUCGUCUUAAUUUUGUAUAUUGAAUACAAAAGGCAAUAUUGCAGUUGCUUAACUAUUUCAGAAGACUGGAGUAGUGAACACUUUGUAACAAGCAUGAGAGUGUACUUUCAUGCACUGUCAUUGAGGUCAGUGUAAGCAUACGUGACGUGAUAAAUAAUAUUUUGUGAACCUAUGGAUUCUUAAUGCCUCUGUGAUUUAACAGAGCGUUUUUAUGGUAAUGGUCUGAGAAAAAUUUGCAAGUUAGCAUUAGCAAGGGAAAGUCAGCUUCGGCCAAUGGAUGUGUAAGAAAGAAGAAUAUGAAAAUUGAAAACUGUUUGUAACAAUAUUAUGUAGACAUAAAUAUGAGUACUACAGAAUAUUAUUUUCAUCACUGGAAGUCCACAUUACAUAAGGAGUCAACAUUACAGUUUUAAAUUAUGUCUUACUCCUAAACUGAAGACACGCACGCAUGCACAUAAACACACACACACACAUGCAAGCACACACACACACACACCCACACACACACACACAAUCAGGAAAAUCAAAGGUUGCUCAUUGAAGUAAAAGCAGUUGAGGUUAGAACAAUCAUUACAGGAGAAACCGAGUGAACUACAGGAAGAAAACUUGAGAAGGAACUCAUGUUUCUUUCGAUGAACAGCGGUGACCACGUCUCACCCUCAGGUCCGAUAUGAUCAGCGCAGCUUUGAACCUUUUUCAAGCUGUGAGGUCACAAAUGCCCCUUAUCUUUCAGCUGCACUAUGACACUGGCAAUUAGGGCAGCAGUGUUCUUUUCUUGUUAUUAGGGCUU
Messenger RNA from Anguilla anguilla (European eel), 5117 nucleotides. Its product is annotated as synaptopodin-2-like. Gene Ontology annotation, biological process: positive regulation of actin filament bundle assembly. Lineage: Eukaryota; Metazoa; Chordata; Actinopteri; Anguilliformes; Anguillidae. Gene Ontology annotation, molecular function: actin binding. The record is from RefSeq and is a predicted model, not a curated record. Bases 43 to 3822 code for a protein of 1259 amino acids. Gene Ontology annotation, cellular component: nucleus; actin cytoskeleton; Z disc. The transcript has 4 exons.